UGCGCUGAACUGCGUAGAUUGCACAAAUUUCUCUGGAAAUAACUGCAGCGGCCAAUCCAUGACGUGCCCCGCAGACUGCGAUGUCUGUCUGUCCACCUUGGUUCAGUAUGAAAUGGACACAUCAAAUCCUGAAAGCCAAAGUCUUCUCCAGUCUAUCGGCCCAAGGCCACCUCUGGUGUUUGUGAGGGGCUGUGGCCAGUCUGCGGAGUGUAAAGAUGUCCUCAUACUGCGGACCCCUUACAAUAGGAUGGUAACAAGCAGCACCUGCUGUAAGACAGAUCUGUGCUCAUCGGCGCUCCCUACAGUGAUCCCUGAAGCCUCUAACAACGGUCUCGCCUGCAACGGCUGCUUUCAGACCACAUCUUGCCUGGAUUUUACACCUGUGUAUUGCAGGGGCAGCGAGUCGCGCUGCUUCUCCUACUCCAACCUGCAGCUGAAUGACAAUGUGUCUGUCUCCAUGGCCGGAUGUGCGACCGAGACCGCCUGCGACAUUGACCUCCAGCAGGGGAAUCUCACCGUGUGCAGGGACGGGGUUCACAGCGGGAGCCGGGUUGUUCCUAGCUCGCUGCUCCUCAUCGCCGCCGGACUGUCUGUUACGUACAUCUUGUAUCUCACGCCUGGCGCGUCCUAAACACAGCCUCCGUCACCCUCAUCUCCCGGAGCCAAACAUGCUACAGAAUAAGUUUGCAAGAAAAAAUCCCGCACCUGGAGUCUACAAUAGUAGUAGAUUUUAAUGUUAGGGAUUGUAUAUUCAGUUCUUAAUGUAUCUAAUACCUAUAUAUAUGUGAAUAUCGGUGCUACCCACUGAUCCAAAAAUAUAUAUGAAAAAGAAAAAUUGUA
Pseudophryne corroboree (corroboree frog) is the source of this 840-nucleotide messenger RNA. RefSeq names its product phospholipase A2 inhibitor gamma subunit B-like. The record is from RefSeq and is a predicted model, not a curated record. Bases 59 to 631 code for a protein of 190 amino acids. The transcript has 5 exons. Lineage: Eukaryota; Metazoa; Chordata; Amphibia; Anura; Myobatrachidae.